AGUUAACCAACAAACGGUGAAAAUUGGUGUUAUUCGAAUUUUCUUAAUUUUUAAUAUAGAUUCCAGAUUACUGAGCUGAAGUUAAUUCUAUUAUUAUUAAAAAAGAUCAUAUAACAUGAUUCGUUUCAUCCUCAUUCAAAACAGAGCUGGUAAAACAAGAUUAGCCAAAUGGUACAUGAACUUUGAUGAUGACGAGAAACAAAAACUAAUUGAAGAAGUUCAUGCAGUUGUUACUGUAAGGGAUGCUAAACACACCAAUUUUGUGGAGUUUCGCAACUUCAAAAUUGUUUACAGAAGGUAUGCAGGCCUGUAUUUCUGCAUAUGUGUAGAUGUCAAUGAUAAUAAUUUAUGUUAUCUUGAAGCAAUACAUAACUUUGUAGAAGUCCUGAAUGAAUAUUUCCAUAAUGUCUGUGAAUUAGAUCUUGUUUUCAAUUUUUAUAAAGUGUACACAGUAGUUGAUGAAAUGUUCUUGGCAGGAGAAAUAAGGGAAACUUCACAAACAAAAGUACUGAAGCAACUAUUGAUGUUAAACUCAUUAGAAUAAU
Messenger RNA from Phaedon cochleariae (mustard beetle), 545 nucleotides. The record is from the annotation of a GenBank genome assembly. NCBI's taxonomy places the organism in Eukaryota, Metazoa, Arthropoda, Insecta, Coleoptera, Chrysomelidae.